Molecule: messenger RNA, 1066 nt
Organism: Drosophila virilis
Lineage: Eukaryota; Metazoa; Arthropoda; Insecta; Diptera; Drosophilidae
Gene: TwdlY
Product: TweedleY
Source: RefSeq, a predicted model, not a curated record
GAUCUGGGAAGCGGCAGCGCAUAUAAGUCAAGUGGAGCGACAAGAAAUGCAAGCAUUGCCCCAAAGCAAUCCAAACCUAAACGUGCUCAAACGAACGCGACGCGAUACCAAAUAUCCAUAUAUAUCCGCAUUAGCAACACUCGCAGCAGGAUUACCCAAGGAUAACUAAUACGAAACAUUUAAGAAUGCAUUCCAUAACGGCUCCAAUUGUGCUCGGCUGUGUCGCCGCUCUACUGGUCGUGGCCCAGGCCCGUCCUCAAUACGGCUAUGAGCAGCCGCAGCCUGGCGAUUUGCUAGUGGGCGGCGGUGGCGGCGUUGGAUUGCCCAAUGCCGGCGGGCAGUUCGUGGGUCAGCUGCCGGUGCCACAUCGCGGCGGCGACAAGUAUUUGCCACCUGCCAGCACGACGCCAGCGCCCAUCAUCAAUAAGAAGUUCUAUUUGGUGUCUGCGCCGGAGGAUCGCAGCAAUGAUGGCAAAGUGAAGCAUUUGGUGCUCGGCAGGCCUCAGAAGAACUACCGCGUGGUGUUCAUCAAGGCGCCGGCUGGCGACAAUGCCAACGUGAAAUACUCGGCCGAGUUUGCGCCACAGGAGGAGAAGACUGUCAUCUAUGUGCUGAGCAAGAAGGAUAACGAUCUGGAUGCUGGAGAUAUUGCAACGCCCGCGCCCACACAGCCCAGCAAGCCGGAGGUGUUCUUCAUUAAAUACAAGACCGACGACGAGGCCAACCAGGCACAGAAGGAGAUUCAAGGCCAGUACGACAAAUUGGGCGGCACCAACGAGUUCCAGGAGGAUAACAAUGCGCCCAUCACCUCCGUUAUCGGCAGCCUCGAUGGCCUCAAUCCCGAUGGUAGCUACAACUAUCGCCAGAUCAAUCGCCCGAACGCCCAGCCCAGUGCCCAGUAUCUGCCCAGUGCGCUUAACCUUUAAGCUGAACGAUAGUUAGAAAGGAUCUACAAACAGUUUUCUGCCCCGCCCACAUCCCCCCCCACUUCAGUCCUUUACUCCAACGAACUUGUUAUUGUGUUGUUUAGUUUUAAGCACCUUUUUUUUUGCUUGAAUUUUUUUUU